ACUUAUAUGUCACUCAACUAUAAAAGAUGGAUUUUUAUUUUGGCUAAUUAUAAAGCACAUCUGCACAUGCUAUUGGUAUUGGUUUUGCUUUGAUUCCAAGUUAUACACAUGUUGUAUUUUAAAGCCAAAAGAAAAUUCCAAUCUUUUACGUGAAAUUGAUGUUUUGGCCAUUCCAUUCCUUUUAGAAUUGCUAAUAAAUUAAUUUGUAAAACAAGCUGACUUUAUUAUCAUUUCUGAAUUAACAAUUUGAUUACAUUUCACAUGUAUCUAGAAACUAGUUAAGUUUUAUAUGGGUUGAGGGAUGCUACCGGCGCUAAAAGUCAAAAUUAAAUACCACUAUCAUUUAAUUUCGAUCAACUACAAUGAAUUGAUGUAUUCUACAAUUAAUUACCAUAAAUCAGAAUUAGAUUAAAUUUUUUAAAAAUCGGCCAUAAAUAUAAUAGCACGCCAAUAUCUUUACAGGUGUACGCAUAUGAAUUAAAUCAUUGCUGACUCACCCCAUUUUCUGGAUAAUCUCCAACUCUCACGCGUCAAAUGUUUCCAUUCCAUAAAUCUUCUCGUCGUCGGUGUAUCAGUUUAUGAACUAUAUGUAUUAGUAGAGAGAGAGAGAAGGAGAGAUAGCAGUUGAACUUUUCAUAUGAUCGGCGACGAAUCUGUGUUCGAGGAGUCCGAUCAGAAUGUCGACGGUGUUGACUCCUCGCGCUGCUGCUUAUCUCGGUGCCGUCGCUCUCCAAAUUGAGAAGAAGCUCCAACGCGCUUUAGCUUCGGCAUCGCAGAGCCGAAACUUGUUGCAGGAGUUGUUCGCGGACAUAGCUUUGGAGGUAGAUGAUCGUGCUAAAGAUAUCAUUUUUGAUGAGGGAGAUGUAGUCUACGAUGCAGAAGAUAGAAAUGGUUGUGCAUACUGCUUCUACGACGUCCUCGCUGACUAUUUUGUAUGCGUGCCACGGAGUGGAGAUUCGAUAAUUGAUCUCAUAGUACAACUCUGGAGCCAGUCAUUUGCAUCUAAUAUAUUUUGUCUUUUGUUCUACAAGCGGAUGUUUGAGGUUAGGUUUGAUAAUCUUGAUGUCGUACUCCGUUACUCAUCUGCUCUAGUCCAAGGUGCUAAAAAUGUCUUCUGGACCGACGUUCAAACAAAUGCAAGGCGCUUUUCCAGUCUCUUCAUUUAUCUCGUCGAAGAAGUUGCUUUCCGUCCAGAGAGAUUAAAGAAGAUCUCCCCACAGGCUCAGAGGGACAUAUUUCUUCUUCUCUCAAGAUUCCUAUUUUUCUACGACACAGAUGACCGACUUGCAAUAUUAUUGAAGCAUUUUCCAGAUUUUCCAAAUGCUUUUUUAAUCGGUGGUCCACCAGACAUAUUUGUUAGUGAACUAGCUGAUCAGCUUCAGGAGUUGAAGGUAGAGCCGGUCCUUCUUCAUUACUUAUCUCAUAUAAAAGUUCUUCAAGGCCUAGAAAUAAGAGUAGCAACAAGUACAAGAUUAAAAACAUGCCUAUAUAGCUUCACAUCUCCUGGUGGUCCCAUGUACCCGACAAGAGAUGUUCGUCAUGCAGCGUGGGAUGCAUUAGACUUUCUUUUCCCUAUUGGGAGGUAUCCUCGGCACAUAAUCAGUUUCUUCUUUCGACUACUUUAUCCAUGGUACUGGCCCUCUUCUUGUUGGAACUUCGUACGUUCUUGUGUAAGAGCUAUCCUAUAUUCUGUGUUGCUAUUGUUGUUCUCUACCUGGGAAAGACUGACAAAAUCGAAACCAUCAUAGAUCAAGAUACCUAGUGGCCAAGUCGUGAAAUUUACAUGGGGAAUAUGGAGAAGGUAGGAGUAUAAAUAGCAUUGUAUGUUGUGCAAUAUGUAGUGUAACAGUUGAGCAUCUUAUUCAAACUCUACCAAGUUGACGCGUAAUUAUUAUAGAUUAAUCGACUCUUUGAUUUGAUUUGUGCCAGAAAUAAAUAAUAUCUUUCCAGCGA
Molecule: messenger RNA, 1953 nt
Organism: Salvia miltiorrhiza (redroot sage)
Lineage: Eukaryota; Viridiplantae; Streptophyta; Magnoliopsida; Lamiales; Lamiaceae
Exons: 11
Coding region: 678-1748 (356 amino acids)
Source: RefSeq, a predicted model, not a curated record